Molecule: messenger RNA, 1806 nt
Organism: Baudoinia panamericana UAMH 10762
Lineage: Eukaryota; Fungi; Ascomycota; Dothideomycetes; Mycosphaerellales; Teratosphaeriaceae
Product: glycosyltransferase family 90 protein
Exons: 2
Coding region: 1-1806 (601 amino acids)
Source: RefSeq, a predicted model, not a curated record
AUGCAGCAAGCAGACCUUGACUUCGAGUUGCGGGAACAUGAUCGCAGUAAGACCUUCAAGGAAACAGUCAGGAAGUACCGGAGGAAGUAUGGAAGGCACCCUCCGCCUCGGUUCCAAGAGUGGUACAAGUUUGCCAGAAAGCGCCAGGUACACAACGUCGACGACUUCGAUCAGAUAUGGGACGACCUCCGGCCAUUCUGGGCUGUAUCGCCUUAUGUUAUUCGGCACUACGCCGCUCACGCUUCGGACAUUCGCGACCAUGGCACUGCAGUUGUCUCUUUGCGCGACGGACAGGUAUUCCAGGAACUCUGGGGUUGGAGGUCGGAAACCUUCACGAAGAUGCUAAGCCGUAUAGGCCGCUGGCUUCCGGACAUGGACAUACCCAUCAAUAGAAUGGACCAGCCGCGGGUCGUAGUGCCAUGGGAGGAGAUGCAGGACAUGUUGAGAGCUGAAGAGCAGUCUCGUUCGCUUGAGGAAACAGCAGUGACGGAUCGCUUUACGAAGAACAUGUCUGGCUUCUGGGAGCGCAAGCCGCCGCCCCCGGAAGGUUCUUGGCUUUAUCACUGGAACCCAUUCUGGUACCCGGUUGAACAUGUCGAAGACCCAGAUGACCCGGUUCCGGAUUACGGCUGGUUCUGGUAUGCUGGCAGGCAGUACAUGGACCUUGCAGCUAAAGCUUGUCCACCAGAAUCGUAUGCGCGCAAUGUCAACUCCAUGACGCAUCUAAGCGAAGCAGAGGCGAGCUACAAACAUGAGCUUGGCGGGUUUGUAACCAACUUCAACCGGUCCUCAGAUCUUUGCACGGUGGGCCCGCAACUCUCAGGUCUGCAUGGUAUGCUGUUUGCAUCCAGUUCGACGCUUGCCACGCAGAAGCUGGUGCCGCUGUUUGGCGAGUGUAAGCUCAAUGUCAACAAUGAGAUCCUCUUCCCAGCGAACAUGUACUGGAGACAUGAUAAGCGUUACGAGUACGACGACAGUCAAGACAUUAGCUGGGAUGACAAGGAGGACAUGAUGCCCUGGCGUGGUGUCACCAGCGGAGGAACUGCGUUUGAAGACAAGCCUGAGCUGUGGAGGCCGAUGCACCGACAGCGUCUUGUCAUGCUCACGAAUGCAAGCGAACUUGCUGGAAAGACUACCGCUAUACUCACGCUGGUCAAUGGCGAUCAAGGCACUUACCACUCACACAGCUUUGAGCCCGCAGAUUUCGCCAGCAAACACACAGAUGUUGGGUUCUCCGCCAAGAUUGCCUGUAUUCCCAAUUGCGACUUCUACGACGAGACCUUUCGCGUACUGGAACCCACAACGUUUGCUCAGACCUUUGCUUCGAAAUACCUUAUCGACGUAGACGGCCACUCCUUCUCUGGCCGUUGGCGAGCCUUCCUGCAGUCACGCAGCCUGGGCAUCAAGUCCACCAUCUUCCGCGAAUGGCAUGACAGCCGUCUCUGGGCGUGGAGACAUUUCGUUCCGAUGGACAACCGUUUCAAUGAGCUGUACAGCUUACUUACGUACUUCAUUGGCUACCCUUCAGAGUCCACUCCAGCAAUGAGCCAAGCUGGAUUCUCUGUGCCUUCAACGAACCAUGACUUGGAGGUGCCGAGGCAUGAUUAUGAAGCCUACAAGAUCGCAAAGCAAGGCCGUCAAUGGGCGGCCAAAGUGCUCAGGCGUGAGGACAUUGAGAUCUACCUAUUUCGGCUGCUGCUAGAGUAUGGUCGCAUCAUUGACGACAAUCGUGAUAAAAUUGGUUUUGUGGGAGACGGUGGCAAGGAGAUGGAGGAUUUCGACCGGAGAGUACCGGCAGAGGAGUAG